This is a messenger RNA of Austrofundulus limnaeus, 2724 nucleotides long. RefSeq names its product ETS-related transcription factor Elf-1. The coding region runs from base 265 to 1377 and encodes 370 amino acids. Gene Ontology annotation, cellular component: nucleus. Gene Ontology annotation, molecular function: sequence-specific DNA binding; DNA-binding transcription factor activity, RNA polymerase II-specific. The transcript has 6 exons. Gene Ontology annotation, biological process: regulation of transcription by RNA polymerase II; cell differentiation. NCBI's taxonomy places the organism in Eukaryota, Metazoa, Chordata, Actinopteri, Cyprinodontiformes, Rivulidae. The record is from RefSeq and is a predicted model, not a curated record.
CAGUCUCAGCCCUCGCACAUGGACCACCCUCUGCCAAAAGUUUCAGGAAGUGAAGCAAAACAUUCCUGGCGUGCUCCUGCGAAGGACCAUGCAGGAAUUGUAGGAUGUGGACGCGGUCGGACUGGGACACAGCAGCCGUCAUAUGCCGCAGCUUGUUCCUGAGUGGUGCUGGGAGUUAAAACACCCCCUCCCUCUGAACACUGUCCUCCUCCAUCAUCCUUCUGGUGUGCAGUGGAGCCGUGUGAGAGCGGAGAAGAGGAGACCAUGGAGACGCUCGUCGCUGCUGAUUCACUUCUCACCAUGGACUGUGUUGACACGCUGUCCCUGGAACAGCACUACUCCCAGGCCUUCCUGCCGUCACUGGGCGAUGUCAUCACCACGCCUGUUGCCCAGGUAACCGUGUCGGCCGGGGGAGUGGUGGAAGCUGUUGACCAGUCCCAGUGGCACUCGUUGCACAAAGAAAGACCCGCAGAUGCGCUGCAGGCCAAAAAGAGAAGUAAAAAACAUCGACAUCAGAGGGCAGAGUCUCCAACACCGGACGUUAAAGUCAUGAAAAGUAAAUACAACAAAGGAGGACACACUCUUUUCCUGUGGCAGUUCUUGAUGGAGCUGCUUCAGGACAGACAAGUCUGUCCUCGCUACAUCAAGUGGACCGAUCCGCAGGCUGGAAUCUUCAAGCUGGUCAACUCGAAAGCAGUGGCCAGACUUUGGGGAAAACACAAGAACAAACCGGAUAUGAGUUAUGAGACAAUGGGAAGAGCACUCAGGUACUACUAUCAGAGGGGCAUACUGAACAAGGUGGAAGGUCAGCGCCUUGUUUACCAGUUCACCUCUCUUCCCAAAGACAUGGUUUAUAUCACAGAUGGAGACGGUAUCAAAGAGGAAGAAGAUGGUGAUCAGGACAACAGUGGAAACGAUGAAGGUAUGAGUGACAACUCUGACAGCACUGUCUGCAGUGACCAGUCAGGGGAGGAGGAGGAAGAGGAGGAUGAAGAGGAUUCCCAGCCACCUCAAAAGAAAAUGUCGCUCGCCUCCAAUCGAGCCACGCCCACGCAGCGGACCAGGUCAGUUCCCAGACCUCCAGCUCAGCGCGACACCGUCCUCCGUCCGGCCAGCACCAGCUUGAUCCAGGAGAGACACCUGCCCAUUGUGUCCGCCGAGAUGCUGAGGACGCUCCAGAACCUGCAGAAGGUCCGGUCCCUGCAGCCCGCCGGUCAGGCGUCCGUCUUCCAAACGGCUCAGCUGCUGGGCAGUCUGUGCGAGCGGCAGGCAGCGUCCGAGUUCGUCAGGGACGGGGAAGGUGCGCUGGAGGUGCCUGAAAAACCAUCAGGACAGAACCCUCCAAAGCUGGUGCCUCCAACAAGCUCUGACCAAUAAAGAAAACCAUCCGAUCGGCCUCAAACAGGGUUGCUCACACACUCCACUGACUCAGGAACAGUGGCAGAGCUGCACUCUGCUGCAGCCAUGUCUAAUCACCAGAGUCUAUAAUUGUUCAAUGUAACAGAGGAGAGCACUGAUCUGGGAUUGACUUUAUGUUUUAAAACCUAAUGAAUCAGAAACAAAGACGAUUCUCGAUCAUUGCUUCCCUCUAGGCAUGAUUGUUCGCAAAAUUUAGGUAGAUGAGAUCUCCUUUAAGUUCACCUUAAAAUAUAGAGAAAUAUAUAAAUCCUUUAAUUUGUACAUUAUGUUUUUUAAAUUACUCAAUACACCAAAGACAAAUAUGCACUGGAAUUUCAAGCCUUUCUGCACUUUCUGCAGACACAUCCUGGCUCAUGGAGUCAUUUAUUAAAUAACCACCUUUCUCUGCCUUUAUCCUCUUUCCACAUAAUUUUAUUUUAUUUUAUUUCUAAUCGCAUGCUGUAUCAUUCCUUUGCCUUAAAAGCAGCUUUGCACUAUUUUUUACUCCUGCUGAACAUUUCUUUAAGUGCCUAAAGGUCUCAAUCCUGUUCCUGUAUUUUCUGUUGCAGAUAAUUAUGGGGUUAUUGAGGGAAAACAUUCCGUAUUUUUAUUGUUGAUUUGCUUUAAGAUGACUGAUUCGUAUUGUGAUAUGUUAAAAACAAGGGAUUGCUUUUGUUUCUAGUUGAUCACUGUUGUGUAAUGUUUUUUUUUAAAUCAAGUGGGCCUUACUUUGCUUGACAAUCAAAUGAAGCGAUAUUUUGCUUCUUCAGAUGUUCAACUUGUAACUAGUCGUUUUGCUAUGCACAUGUUUGGUUUUGAAGUUGCACGUAUAUAAGUUCCCUCCGGCUCUCUGAAGCCUGUAUCUGUUGUAUGUCAUAUGUAUGUGAAAGGACUCGUCAUCUUUCUCCUCAGGUUCGUUUGAUUUUCCGUGCUACAGAGACUGCUCUAUGCGAGGAGUAAAAAUGGAUGGCUCCUAUAUGAAGUCAUUUGUUCAGUGUUUACUCUUGCUUUGGUCUUAAUGUAGUCCGCAAUGUUCACCUCACUCCACAUGAACCCUGCACUCUGUGAGAACCAGGCCAAGCUUGAAGAUGCUUUUCAGUGGUUGUGCCUUUGUCUAUAGGGAGCCUGUAUGCAAAACUGCUUUUACUAUAUUAAACAAUUUAUCAUGAAGUCCCCACGCUCACAUUAUCUGAAUGUCUCUUGAUGCUGUUUUACUGAUUUAGAUGAGCCUAUAGUUGAGAAUGAGAUGGAAGUUCUGUUGCCUUUAUUUUGUAUAUUCACUCAUUCCAAAGGUGUCAUAUUAAAUAAACUGUAAUUUGUGUGAAA